Molecule: messenger RNA, 944 nt
Organism: Limulus polyphemus (Atlantic horseshoe crab)
Lineage: Eukaryota; Metazoa; Arthropoda; Merostomata; Xiphosura; Limulidae
Product: THO complex subunit 2-like
Exons: 8
Biological process (GO): mRNA export from nucleus; mRNA processing
Cellular component (GO): THO complex part of transcription export complex
Molecular function (GO): mRNA binding
Source: RefSeq, a predicted model, not a curated record
GUUUAUCUAGUUUUUGUGGAGCCAUUUUCAAAAAGUAUCCCGUGGAAUUGACAGGGUUGUUGCAAUAUGUGGCUAAUCAGCUCAAGGCUGAGAAAAGUGUUGACCUGCUGGUUUUGAAAGAGAUUGUUCAGAAAAUGGCAGGUAUUGAAGCAACAGAAGAAAUAACACCACAGCAACUAGAAUCUAUGGCUGGGGGAGAAUUGCUGAGAGCAGAGGGAGGAUUUUUCAAUCAGAUGCGCAACACCAAGAAAUCUUCACAGAGACUGAAAGAUUCUUUGCUAGAGCAUGACCUUGCUAUCCCUCUAUGUCUGCUAAUGGCUCAGCAGCGGAAUUGUACUCUUUAUCAUGAACAGGACCACAGUCACCUGAAAUUAGUAGGAAAGUUGUAUGACCAGGAUCUCGUUGAUGAUAUCAAAGCAGAAACAAGAACAAACAUUGAUGAGCUGAUGUCUAAAGGAAGUGCACUGAGAGAAGCUAAAUGCUUGUGUCAAGACACGCUGGUGCAGUUUGGACUGUUCCUUGCCAAUAGCUUGAGCAUGGAAGAUUAUGCCAGCCGGCUCCCACCAGUCCACAGCUUAUUGUCUGAUUAUUCCAUUCAAGCUGACAUAGCUUUCUUCUUGGCCCGCCCCAUGUUGAACUACGCAAUCAGUGCAAAGUUUGAGGAGAAGAAAAAGCAAGACAAAAGUCUGAAAAAUGCUCCUUCUUCCCAAAAAGUUCAGAAAUAUGUAGAAGCUGUUGAAGAAGUAGUAUGUCCCACUGUUGAAUCUGUGAGGCCAUUGUAUCCCAGUAAAACUUGGGAUGACAUCAGGAGAGCCCUUGCUCAUCAGGGUAGAAACACAAUAUCAUGUUCAGCAAUAACUUCGGUUCUCAACAUGAAUCCUGCCAUAAAAAUGUUUCUCACAUACACCAUUACAUUGUGUUUAGCCAUUGAAUUGUUAGAAUAA